AUGGAAGCCCCUCUCGUGUGUUUGGAUGAGGAGUUUGAGGAUCUCCGGCCCUGUCGAAUGGAUGAGCUGGACCAUCAAGCCCUGGAUCACUCCUCUUACUCCACCGCCCCCGUCAGCACCACCUCCACCAUUCCACUGGCCUCCAUCACCCGGGAGGACUUCUCUGAGCUGGAGAACUUCUCUGAGAUGAUGAGCUUCAAGUCGAUGGAGGACCUGGUCAACGAGUUUGACGAGAAGCUCAACGUCUGCUUCCACAAUUACAACACCAAGACGGAGGGCCUCGCACCCAUACGCAACCAGUCACACAACAAGGAGGAUGAGGAGCAGCUGCAGGAUGAAGAUGUGUGGGAUGCUCUAACUGACAACUACAUCUCCACCUGGGACGGCCCUGACUCAGAGGGACUCAACGGCAAUCUUUCUGACCAGGAGAUCCAUGAGAAAGAGGAGGAAGAGAUGAACGAGAAGAAUGACAACACCAAAUGCCUGAAUGAAGAGCCUCUCAUCACAGCUGAUCAGGUCAUUGAGGAGAUAGUUGAGAUGAUGGAGAACUCUCCGGAUCCUGGUGAAACUGAGGAGGAAGAUGAGGAGGAGAGCAGCCACUGCUCCUCCCGAACCAGCCCCUCCCUGUUGGAGGAGAUCAGGCAGCUGUCACAGGCCUCCAACAACAACUGCUCCUAUGAAGGCCUGAGCCUGAUGCCCAGCUCAGCACUAGUUGAACUGCUGCACCGGGUGGAGGCCGCCAUCCGCGAGUAUUCGGAGGAGCUAGUCAGCCAGCUGGCUCGGCGCGAUGAGCUGGAGUUCGAGAAAGAGGUGAAGAACACGUUCAUCACAGCCCUGAUGGAGGUGCAGAACAGGCAGAAGGAGCAGCGAGACUGCAGCAAACGCAGACGCCGGGACAAGGCCCUGAGCCUGCAGGGGGGAGGGACGCAAUCUGUGAGCGGAGGGAAUACAGGCUCAACGGGACGCACAGAGAAGACAGGGAGCAUGCCUGUCAAGCGUUUCAGCAUGGAGGGACUGUCCAGCAUCCUGCAGACAGGCAUCAGACAAACGUUUGGAAGCACAGGGAAUGAGAAACAGUAUCUAAACACAGUUAUUCCGUAUGAGAAGAAAGGCACCCCUCCUUCUGUUGAGGACCUGCAGAUGCUCACAAAAAUUCUUUAUGCCAUGAAGGAGGACAGUGAGAAGGUGCCAACACUGCUAACUGACUACAUAUUGAAAGUUUUGUGUCCUACCUAAAGCACUGGCA
Xiphias gladius (swordfish) is the source of this 1246-nucleotide messenger RNA. RefSeq names its product fasciculation and elongation protein zeta 1 (zygin I) (gene fez1). The coding region runs from base 1 to 1236 and encodes 411 amino acids. The transcript has 9 exons. Gene Ontology annotation, cellular component: cytoplasm; axon. The record is from RefSeq and is a predicted model, not a curated record. Lineage: Eukaryota; Metazoa; Chordata; Actinopteri; Istiophoriformes; Xiphiidae.